CCCUUCUUUAAAAAGGAGAAUUGCAAGCAAUGGGAAUCAAACCAGUGUCUCCUACGCAGCUUUGCACACUCUUGACCUCUAGGCUGCUCAUCUCUAACUUGUCAAAGGUGUUCAACAGAAUGUAUAUAAUCAUAUAUAUAUCUAUAUUUAACCUAUGUAUUUGAAAAAUUUUCCGACAUCUGACCACCCUUCGUGGACUGCAGCUCCGCCCCUGACUGUUCACCCGCCCAAUUCCCUUAUAAGUAUGCUUCUUUAGACAACAAAACCAAGGGUGCAGAAGAUCAGAAACAAAUAAAAAUACAGUGCAUUUUUAACAAAAACACCAAGUUAAAAGAGCAUUUAGUUUGUGACAUCAAGGCUUUGUUUCCUAGAGAUUCGAAGCAGACUUGGGCAGAUCCUUUCGGAAGCAGAAUCUAUUUCCGCUGCAAACUAAAGGUACACUGUUUUUUCUCCAAAAUUACUAUCAAUGGAUAAGGUAUAGAAGAGGUAAAAGAGCUCCUCAACAAGCUGAUUCAUUGCCUGCCAUAACAAGAGAAAGAAUUUCAUACUAUGAAUUGCUCCAAGCAGCGGAUGAUCUUAGUGAGAGUAAUAUGAUUGGUUCCGAAAGUUUUGGCUCCGUUUACAAAGGCGUUCUCAGAAGUGGAACUGUCAAUGCAGUUAAAGUGUUCAACCUGCAACUGGAUGCAACAUUCAAGAGUUAUGAUACGGAAUGUGAAGUUUUGCGUAGCCUUCACCAUAGGAAUCUCGUAAAAGUCAUUACUAGUUGUUCUAAUCUUGAUUUCAAGGCUUUAGUUCUUGAGUAUAUGCCUAAUGGGAGUCUUGAGAAAUAUUUGUAUUCACACAACUACUUCCUUGACAUCAGGCAGAGACUAAGCAUAAUGAUAGCUGUGACAUGUGCUUUGGAAUAUCUUCACCAUGGGUGCUUGUCGCCUGUGAUCCACUGUGAUCUGAAGCCUAGUAACGUCUUGCUGGAUGAGGAUAUGGUUGCCCACCUCAGCGACUUUGGUGUUUCAAAACUACUUGGUGAAGAUAAGGGUGAUUUGUACACUAAAACCUUAGCAACAUUAGGUUAUAUUGUGCCAGAUACGUCUCUUAGUGUUGCUGAUUAAUCCUUUCUUUUUUUCCCACCUAGAAAGUAUAUUGCAUCUUUAAAUGAAUUGUUUGACUGUAUAGUAUGGACUGUAUGGACUAGUGUCUACAAAGUGUGACGUCUAUAGUUAUGGGGUCAUGUUGCUGGAAAUGUUUACUAGGAGAAAGCCUAAUGAGUUUGAGGGAGAUGUUAGCUUGAAACAAUGGGUGAGUUAUUCACUUCCAGAGGCAGUAGUGGACAUUGUAGAUGUCAACUUGGUAACACCAGUGGGCAAGUGGCUUCAAUCAUGAAAGUUGCAUUAGAUUGUUGUGUUGAAUCUCUGGCAAGAAGGACUAACAUGAAAGAUGUUGUGGGAAUGCUACAGAAAAUCAAUAUUCAACUUCUUGCAUGUUGAACAUUGUUGCAAAUUUUUCCAAUGGUUUUCUUUUAUCUUUUAGCACUUGAUUUGUGCAUGAUUCUGUUUUCAGAAAUUCUACUGGUUGCAAUAAAUCUGACUGUUUCCUUUUGA
Molecule: messenger RNA, 1598 nt
Organism: Capsicum annuum
Lineage: Eukaryota; Viridiplantae; Streptophyta; Magnoliopsida; Solanales; Solanaceae
Product: receptor kinase-like protein Xa21
Exons: 1
Coding region: 591-1109 (172 amino acids)
Biological process (GO): protein phosphorylation
Molecular function (GO): protein kinase activity; ATP binding
Source: RefSeq, a predicted model, not a curated record